Molecule: messenger RNA, 636 nt
Organism: Didymodactylos carnosus
Lineage: Eukaryota; Metazoa; Rotifera; Eurotatoria; Philodinida; Philodinidae
Source: the annotation of a GenBank genome assembly
AUGGGUAUUUUGCAUAAAGGAACUUCAUUAGCAAAUGUAUAUCGUUCACUCAAAGAAAAAUAUGGUGAUGUAUAUCGAUUUUGGUUGGGUUUAAACCCAUUUAUUGUAAUCAGUAAUGCCGAUUAUGCACAGUACAUAUUCUCCAGACGAGAUGUGUACGAUCAAAGUCAUUUUUUCAAAGAUUGGUUAGAUUCAUUGAUGCCAAAUGGACUCAUCUUAACUCAAGAACUUAGAUCCGAUUCCGUUCGAAAACUUCAUUUUGAUAUGUAUAACCAAUACCAACGUUUAAUGCAGGGAAUAAUUGGUCUUAUUGCAUUCGAUUACGAUCUACAACGGGAAGAAAGACUGAAUAAAGCUCUUGGUGUAUUCCUGGCGAUGAUGAAUAAACUGCUGCUUAUGUCAAGUUUACCAAAGAUAUUUUUGCAUACUUAUGUAAAGUUGAAUACAGAAUUUCAGAAAGCAAUGAAAACAAUUCAGAUUUAUACAGAGGCCAUUGUUCUCAAAGAACAACAAAUUCAAGGAGAGAGCAAGGGAAAAAGUUUGAUUUCAUCAUUAGUAUCAUCUUUGCAGGAAAAUGAAGUCGAAGAACAAAAGGAGAAUGAAACCGAACAACAAGGUAAACAGCCAGUAACUUAA